Nilaparvata lugens (brown planthopper) is the source of this 6292-nucleotide messenger RNA. Its product is annotated as serine/threonine-protein phosphatase 4 regulatory subunit 4. The coding region runs from base 95 to 2185 and encodes 696 amino acids. Gene Ontology annotation, cellular component: protein serine/threonine phosphatase complex; cytosol. The record is from RefSeq and is a predicted model, not a curated record. Gene Ontology annotation, molecular function: protein phosphatase regulator activity. Lineage: Eukaryota; Metazoa; Arthropoda; Insecta; Hemiptera; Delphacidae. The transcript has 19 exons.
GUGUGUGUAUUCAAAUAAUAACCUAUAAAAAGUUUUAAGACACAAUAAUAAUUUUAUUAAAAAACAAAAUCUUUGUCACUAAAACUGAUUGAAAAUGUCGGAUGAUUUUGUACAAUUCAAUCUUGACAGACCACCAAAGGCCGACGUUAAGAGUAAUGAACAAAUGCAUUGCCAUUCUGUCGGAAAAGCAGAAGAUUAUCCACCACUGGAAAAAUCAGUUUUUAUAUUGAUGAUUGGGGAAGAAAUUCAAAAGCUGAGUGUCAUUCAGAAUAUUCCUGAACUGAUCAAAGAGGAUUACGAAGGAUGUUUGUCAAAAAUAAUACCAAAAAUGAAUCAGGGCCUCGUACAGGGAAGCAUAGAAUAUCACCUAGCAGCCAGCAAAUCGGUGCAGAAAAUAUUGAAGCAAAACACCAUUCAACCUGUGCACUUCAAAGUGAACUUCUUGAAGACGGUAUUGAAGUCUAUGGACAACCGAGAUCCUGACACAGCAAAAACAUGGCUGGACACGUUACUUGAGGCAAUCAAAAUCCUUAAGGAAGAUGUCAUCAUUGAGGAUAUUUUACCAGUGGCCGAAGCCAAGUCUCGCCAUACUGAACCAGUGUUUCAUCGUGUGAUGAGCUGCCGUAUGUUGGGAAGAAUUGCUGAAUACUGUAGCACUUAUACAGUGCAGAAAUCAGUGCUGGGCGUGGUGCAGGCUCUGUGCCAGGAUGUGGACAAAACAGUUCGUGCCUCGAUGUGUCUUGAGCUGCCUCAACUGACUCGGCCUCUGCUAAGCAGCUAUGAGCGAGAUCUGCUGCCUCUGCUCAAUGACUCGGUGAACGACGAACAGACUCAGGUCAGGGCGGCUGCUUACUGUGCACUCGUACAGUCAUUGCCACUCGUCGGUCAAGAUAUCCUGAAACAAUCAUUCCUACCAAUGGCGAAGAAAAUAAUCGAACAAUGCCUGCAAUCCGUCCAGGACGGAAUAUUUCUUAUGGAUCUCACCGAGCAGUUUGGCAAUUUAUGUCUCGGACUGGAACAAUCUGUAAAAACUCCUUCAAUGGAACGCGGAACUUUUUACCUGCACGCGCAAUCUCGUUCGCCGCACAACAGCAGCAUGUUCGUCGAUAGCCGGGUACACUGCGCCCUCAACAUGCCGGCCAUAAUCCGGUUUUGCCGCGGCAUUGGCAAUAGCAACGCUGCCUACUUCACGCGCAACAUCUAUCCGCUCAUGUGCAUGCUGUGUGCAGACUCACAGUAUGCGGUCAGGCGGGCCAUUGCUUCUGUUAUGCACGAGAUAGCGGCAACAUUGGGCAAAUCGAACGGUUUCAUUCUGAAAGAGUUCAUCAAACUAUUGAACGAUGACUCAGAAGACGUUCUCCAGGCUCUCAUACCAAACAUCAGAAAAUGUUUGGAAUCUUUCAGUGAAUCGGAAAAUUUCUCGCCAGAAGUUGUAGACGAUAAGAGUAUAGAGCUGACCCGAUCCCUGUUUACAUGCGAAUCAGAGGUAUUGGCCACUUACAACUGGAGACUACAGACCGAAUUCUUCAAGCAGCUGGAAGUUCUGAUGCGAUGUCUGCCUUCCAGUUUCAUCUACAGUCAGUUUGUGCAGCUGCUGCGUAAGAGACUCUUCACAUAUAGAACAGUAGAAUGUCGUGUUGCAAUAGUGAGGACUUUGCUGGUUUUCCUUCGCUACAACACUAAUAUGAGUCAAAGAAACGAUCUGAGAAAUUCAAUCAUUGCAGAUAUGUGCUGCAGUAAAAACUUCUACAAUCGGUCAAUUUAUGUGCGGUCAAUUCCAUAUAUACUGGAAAUAUUUUCCAGUUCUUAUUUCAGAACGCAUUUCUUCAUACCAACUAUUGCACUCAUGGAAGACAAAGUGGCCAACAUACGAUUUAUGAUGUGCGAUUUGAUGCCCACCUUGAAAUGCAUUGCUGCCCACGACAAAAAUAAUGGCAAAUUUUCGGUCCUUGUUGACGCCGCAAUCGAGAAGACUAAAAAUGAACGAGACAAGCUGGUGCUCGAACAUAUUGCCACCAUGAACAAAAUGAUCGACAAAGUCAAGCUGGAUGAAAAGGACUCAACAAAAUUGAAGGAGGAAAAAUUAUUAGAUGCGAUAGCGGCAAAUGCUAAAGACAUCAAAUCACAUUUUGCCAAUCUAAAAUCCCCGUGCUGUACCUCUGCGGAAUCCUCCGAGAACUUUUGAUGUGAGAGAUGUCAGAUCUCUCAAUAGCAGGAGUUUCGAUUCCAGGCAUGGAGACUCGAGCAGUGAGCAGCAGUCGACACCAGCUGACGCUGGUCACACUCCAGCCGCUUCCAGACAGCUCUCUCCAGACAUAAUAGUCUACGACACUUUUCCAAAUUUCCCUCCAGUUUUCUGCCCCAACAAUAAUUUGGCAGCUACUUGUGACACCCCUCAAAACUCCAAUGCACAACAAUUUGUUCGAAUUCCUCCCCUUGAAACAUCUGGGAAUAUGGUUGCUCGAGCAACAACUGGGGAUGGUUCCAAUCGAAACUCCAGUUUUCAAAAUUUUGACCAAAUUCCGCCCCUGGAAACAUCUCGGGAUGGGUUUGCUCAAACCCCAAAUUUUCAAAAUUCUGAUCAAGCCCCUUCUAACGAAAAAAUUCCCCCCUAUGAAACACCUAGAAACACUUUUGUCCCAUACUCCAAUUAUCAAAACUUUGAAGCAGCUAGAAGCUAUUCCCCCCCAAUCUCUAAUUUCGAAAACAUCUAUCAAUUUCCAUCUCACGAAGCUGAUAGAAACAAUGAUAUAAUUCCAAAUCUGAACUUCCCUAGCUUCAAUCAUGUCCCAGCUUGUGAGACAGUUAACAACCAACUUGUUCCAAACUUCAGUUCUGGAAGCUUGGAUCAGCUUAACAGUGACGAGACUCGUAGAAGUAACCAUGUUUAUAGUUUGAGUGAUGCAAGAGAUUUUGUAGACGAUUUGAGUCACAAUUUGACCCAAUCUUCUACUGUUAGAAGUGACCCAAACUCGAACUAUCAACAUUUUAAUCCAACCUCAUCAGAUGAAACAAGUAGAAACGAUUCUGUUACAAAUUCUAACCAAAUUUCAAACGAUUUUUUGGCCACUGUGUGUGAUUCUACUCAAAAAUUUACAAAUUUAACCCGAAUUUCAAGCGAUCUGGGGAUCCCUGUGAAUAAUUCGACCCAAAACUUCCCAAACUCAACCAGUGAACGUUCUAGAAUCGAUCACCGCUCUGCUACCCCCAGUGCAAGAUGCAUCUCCCCUGAUAUUAUCAAAAACUUUAAAUCUUCUUUCACCGGCAAUCUACCCGAUAUCGCUGUCUACCAUACUCCAAGUUCCCCCGGAUUUGAAAAAAAUCCAACGGAAAUUGAGCAACAAACUUAUGAAAAUCGAAAUCCUAUUAGUGAAAACUCUUUUGUGUAUUCAGAGGAAGGAUUUAGUGAAAGACAUGAUUUUCAUUUGUCCAAAAAUCAAUCAGAAGGUUUCCCUAAUCAUAGUUAUGUACCUAGAAAACGUUUUGUUGAAAAUCAAUCUGCCAGUUAUGUAGGGGGAAUAUUGAAGGAUACUAGAAACGAUACUUUUAAGUUUGAAACCCCGUCAGAAGAAAUCUAUUAUCUCAGUAGUGAAACUCAGGAUAUUAUUGUUAGAAAUCCAUCUCGCGUUCACUUUCAAGAAACACAAAAUCAUAAAAUUCAUGACUCACAUUACAGACAAGAAACGUUUCAUGUUCAUGGUGGGAGAGUUUAUGAAAAUUCAUCUUCCAACUAUACAGAUGAUAUAAGUCGCACCGUAGAAGGGAAAACCACACUAAAUGAUACACUUGAUAAUCGAUUUAUAGCCUCAUAUGAAUCCAGACAAGAUAUUCAGAACAUGAACAAAGACUAUAAUACAUCAAACACUCGAAAGUUCAAAAUAAAUUCUUCAAAUUUUCUGAACAAUAAUUUUGAAACAGCUGUGCCUGCCGUGUAUACCUACAGCUAUAUAAAUGAAAGUACCAAUUCUAGUGAGAAUAUUGAAAUUGAAGGCUUGAAUGUUCAAAAUAACAAUUUGGAAACAUCAGAACAAGUAAUGUCUAAUUCGAAUGGAAAUGAAACCGAAAUUGAAUCUAAACGUUCUAUCAAUAUUAUCGGCUUAUGCUCUAGAUUGGAAAGCUCUUCCAUUAAUGAAUCAACCCCGGACAAGACAGGUCCGGAUAUCAUAGAUUCCAAAUAUGAUGAUAAGAGCAUUAAAAAUAUAGUUGAAAGUUCUCCUUUGGAAAUAGAUAAUUUGACAAAAAUCUUAGAAACACAGGAUAUAAGUUUGUCCCUUACACCUCAAAAUAAUUUUACUGAUAGUUUGGGAUCAGAAAAUGCCUCCUCAGCAAUAUAUAGUAAUGAAUUUGAAACUGGUAAUAACCACGAAACCGCGAUUGUAUUGCACCAAAAUAAUUCAGAUUUGAAGGCUACUGUACAAAAUUCUGAAGAAUUUCAUCCAGAUACCGAAAUUGUUCACAGAAGAUUGAAUCAUGGUGAUAGAAUUGUGAAUAGUAUUUCUAAAAAGGAAUCACAUAUAAUCGAUAUUGAGAACAACCCAGAGACAAAUUUAGAACAAAAUUCGGACAGUAAUGUUGUGCUUUUCAAAACUGAAACUAGUUUGGUGGAAAAACAGGAAGUCGAAACCGAUCAAUCCUUUUUGAAAAAAGAAGACAUCCAUUCCAAAGUGACAGAAACUCAUAAAUCUCCUGUGAAGUUAUCAAAAAAUACAUCCUCUGGCAUUCCUACCAUUAGUAAAUCCCCGAGACGUUCUCUAGUUUUUGAGAGUGGAUAUACUUCUGAUAAAACUAGUAUUCCCUCAAUUAAUCCGAGGCGAUCGUUAGUUUUUGAUGGUGACUGUACCUACGAUCAAACUAGUGGUUCAGGUGUGAAGAAAGCACAAAGAUAUUCAUUGAAUUUUGAUCGUGAUAAUUCCUCUGUGAAUCUUUCUUAUAGGAAUGAAUCUUUCAAUUAUUCUUCAACUGUUGGUGUCAAUAAUGAAGAUAAGAGUAUAAAAUCGAAGCCCGUUUCUACUCGUUCAAAUGAUAGUACUUUGUCAAGUCUAAAAAAAUCGGGAGAUGGUAAGAAACCUUCUGAAAGUCCGGUUUCCAAACGUUCCAACGAAAAAACAGCAUCUAAAUCAUGUCUGCAAAAAACUGGGGAGCUGAGAAAGUCUUCCCUAAGUCUUGUUUCAAAUCGUUCCGACAAAAUUAGUGAUAGAGGUCUGCGACAUUCCGAUAAAAUCCCCAGAGAUACCUCUAAAAGUCCAGUAUUAAAUCUAGAAACUGGAGAGGAUUCAGAAUAUACUAAAAAAUCUACUGAAAGUGCUCAUCUUGAGAGCUCAAGAACUGGGAAAACUUCUGAAAAAUGUUUGAAAACUACUGAAGAAUCGGAAAUACCUGAAAGUCAAGCCCCCACUGAUAAAAUGAACAGUUUUCUCAAAGUAGAAGUAUCCAAAAAUCCUUCUGUAGCACCUCCUGCUUCCAAGAAUCUGAAUGAAAAAAUGUGCAAAAUAUAUUCAGAAAAACCCGCUAAAUCUGCAGAGAUUUCCAAGAGUUAUGUUUCUAACUCAUCAAGUGAUAGAAACACAAAAGUUGAUUAUUCAAAGGUAGAGGAACCUAAAAGUCUUUUCAAAACUCAAUUUUCAAAGCACAAAAUAUCGGAAGGCGUUGAUAUAAAUUCAGAAAACUCCGAAAGUCAUGUAUCGACACAUAAAAUAACAGAAGGUGAUUCUCAAAAUUUCGAAACCCAUGAAAAACUUUCAAAAACUCAACCAUUCAAACUCGAAACUAGUAAAAUUUCUGUAAAAAGCUGUCCCCGAACACCGGGAGAUCCUAAGACUUCAAAUUUGGAAAAAUCUAGAAACCGUUCAAAAACGCCAUCUUCAAAAAUUGAAACUAGUAAAAUCCCUGAAAAACGUUGUAACCAAGACCCUAAUAACUUGUCACAAAGUCCUGUCGCAAAACGCUCAAACAUUCAGACGCCUCAAAAAUCAUUCCUGCCGAUUAGGGCUCACAAAAAUGGUCAAAAUUUUGAAAAUAUUCCAGACGAAAGUCAAGUUACAGUUAAUAGUAAACGUCACAGUUUGGGGACUUUGUCAUCAGAGACUGAUGUUGUUAUUAGUAAACAGUUGCCGAGAAAAAGUGGUGAGAGGCCUCAGUCUCUUGUUAUCAACAGCAGUCGUCUACCUGUCAGAAGCACGAACUCUUCAUCAAGCUCAUUAGGAAUAUCAAGAACCCCGAGAUAGCAGCUUUAACAUAGAUGAAAUUAUCUGCGAAAAUUAUAUCAUCGCUAGCUUGAAAUUAAUGCUAUCAA